Diaporthe citri is the source of this 1239-nucleotide messenger RNA. RefSeq lists its product as uncharacterized. Bases 1 to 1239 code for a protein of 412 amino acids. The transcript is spliced from 3 exons. The record is from RefSeq and is a predicted model, not a curated record. NCBI's taxonomy places the organism in Eukaryota, Fungi, Ascomycota, Sordariomycetes, Diaporthales, Diaporthaceae.
AUGACCCUAUUUUCGCUGAUGAGUCUCCUGCUUGGGGCUGGUGCCCUUAUCGACGCCGCCCCAGCUCCAUCUGCCGUCCUCGACGCUGGUGUCAUCAUCGGUACAACCACGACGUUGCCAUCAUCAACAGUAAAGGUGAACAAGUUCCUUGGCAUUCCUUAUGCGCAGCCGCCAGUGGAUCAGAGGCGCUUCCUUCCACCGGAGCCCAUCGCCACCUUCAGACAAAGUCCACUGAAAGCUACCGCAUGGGGAAGCAAAUGCUUGGAUUAUACCAGUAAUGACGACGGGAUCCCUGAGAGCGAGGACUGCUUGUUUGUGAACGUCUACGCCCCAGAUCAGGUGGACUGCUCAACCGCCGGGCGGCCGGUCCUGCUCUGGAUUCACGGCGGAUGGCUGCGGACGGGGACAGCAAGCCAUCCCAUGUUCGACGGGACCGGAUUCGCUUCGGAGCACGGUCUUGUCGUCGUGACAUUCAACUACCGGCUCAAUGUGUUCGGCUUUCCAAACUCGCCCCAGCUUUCUCUAGAGGAGCAGAACCUUGGCUUCCUUGACCAGCGCCUUGCUCUAGACUGGGUGCAGUCCAACAUCCACGCAUUCGGCGGCGACCCUUCCAAGGUCACCAUCGCGGGCGAGUCAUCUGGCGGGGGCUCGGUCGAUCGUCUGGUUACCACCAUGCACUCUAAUCCACCCUUUCGCGCCGCAGCGUGCUCAAGUGGCCAAGCAACGGUCAGUGCCAUCGGAAGGGAGGCCGGGCCACUAUCCUGGGCGGCGCUUGCCUCUCUUGUUGGCUGCUCCUCCGGGGACGACGAGAUCGCAUGUGUACGUGCCACGGAUGGCAGAACCAUCCGAGACGUGAUAGUGGCCAACGGCCUCGACUUCAGCCCCGUCAACGACAAUGUCACGCAGAUGGAGCUUCCGUAUCUGCCAGCUCGCGCGGCGGGGGCCGUCGCAAAUGUGCCCCUGUUGAUCGGCUCCACGGGACAAGAAGGAACCUAUUUGGCCAUUCAGUACAGCGUCAACAUCUCAGCCGUCACUGAGCCGGAGGUGGUGCAACUUAUCGGCUUCAUCAGUGGCGGUGAUACUCAGAUUGCCGAGGCAAUCAUGCAGGUUGUUCUUCUUAUUCAGCAAAGCACUGGCAUUCCGCUAUUCUAUGCUGCCGUUCAGGUCUUUACUGAGCUCAUUUACCAAUGUGCAAGUCCUACUGAUCAAGGCUGUUUAAACAACGUCAGUUUUCGCUAA